GAGCAGGUGCGGCCGAGCCCCUCGCAUGCCGCUGCCGGGCCGGAGGUGCUAGCGGCGCCCGGCGCGCUCCGCCCGCCCCUCCUCCGGGCCGCACUUGGGCUCUGGCGCGCGCGGGGACAUGUCGGUGGCGACGGGCAGCAGCGAGGCGGCCGGUGGGGCCGGCGGCGGCGGCGCGCGGGUUUUCUUCCAGAGUCCCCGGGGCGGCGCCGGCGGCAGCCCGGGCUCGAGCAGUGGCUCAGGCUCCUCCCGGGAGGACUCGGCGCCCGUGGCCACGGCGGCCGCGGCGGGGCAGGUUCAGCAGCAGCAGCAGCAGCAGCGGCGCCACCAGCAGGGAAAAGUGACAGUGAAAUACGAUCGCAAGGAGCUUCGGAAGCGGCUGGUGCUGGAGGAGUGGAUCGUGGAGCAGCUGGGUCAGCUGUACGGCUGCGAGGAAGAAGAAAUGCCAGAAGUAGAAAUUGACAUUGAUGAUCUUCUUGAUGCAGACAGUGAAGAAGAGAGAGCUUUAAAAUUACGGGAAGCUCUUGUAGACUGCUACAAACCAACAGAGUCAUAG
Messenger RNA from Leptonychotes weddellii (Weddell seal), 553 nucleotides. NCBI's taxonomy places the organism in Eukaryota, Metazoa, Chordata, Mammalia, Carnivora, Phocidae. The record is from RefSeq and is a predicted model, not a curated record.